Messenger RNA from Trichoplusia ni (cabbage looper), 5957 nucleotides. RefSeq names its product tripeptidyl-peptidase 2 (gene TppII). The transcript has 26 exons. Gene Ontology annotation, biological process: proteolysis. The record is from RefSeq and is a predicted model, not a curated record. Gene Ontology annotation, molecular function: serine-type endopeptidase activity; tripeptidyl-peptidase activity. NCBI's taxonomy places the organism in Eukaryota, Metazoa, Arthropoda, Insecta, Lepidoptera, Noctuidae. Gene Ontology annotation, cellular component: cytosol. The coding region runs from base 1 to 4005 and encodes 1334 amino acids.
AUGAAAGCACUGGGCAGAAUUUCGUACCACAUCUUAGCAAAAUAUAAGAACAAAUAUAGUGGAAAGAACUUGGUGAUACGAAUGACAGUUAACUGUGUGUUGCCAGAUCUUGAAUCAAAAACUUGUUACAAUAACAUGUGCUACCGAAGUUUUAAUGAAGAUAAACACAACGAAGCAGGUAAAGUUAUCAGGUCAUCAAAAAUGGCAGACUCUCCGAUCGACUGUGACUUCCCUGUUUGGGGACUAUUACCGAAAAAAGAGACGGGGGUUGUAUCCUUUAUCAAUAAAAAUCCCAACUAUGAUGGAAGGGAUACUGUUAUUGCAAUAUUUGACUCGGGCGUGGACCCAGCAGCCGAAGGAUUAAAGGUGACAAGUACAGGAGAAACGAAGGUGAUCGAAAGGUUUGACUGCAGCGGCUGUGGCGAUGUGGAUACUAGUACUGUCAUUAGAAAAGUUACCGAUGGAUGCAUUACCGGUCUUACGGGUCGCAAACUGAAGAUCCCAGAGGGAUGGAAGAAUCCAACUGGCUCAUGGCGUGUGGGUGUGCUAUACCCUUUCAGUUUGUACCCUUCUAAGUUGAAGGAACGCAUACAAGAGCACCGCAAAGAACAUGAGUGGGAUGUAGGGUACAAGCCAGCAUUUGCUGAAGCCAACAAGCAAUUGCAAGACUUUGAAACUGAUGUUGCAUCAAAAACUCCAACAUUAAGUCCUGAAGAUAAGAUCCUAAAGGAGGAGCUGGAAGCCAGAGUGGAAGUGCUGCAGGCAGCUGAAAAGAAGUACAAUGAUGUGGGACCCACUUAUGACUGUGUGCUGUUCCAUGAUGGCAGUAUUUGGAGAGCAUGUAUCGACACGUCGGAGUGCGGCGACCUGGCGUCCGGGCCGUUCCUGGGCGAGUACAGCGUCACACACGAGCACACGCACCUCACGCCCUUCGACGAGAUGACCAUCAGCAUCAACGUGCACGAUGAGGGACACACGCUCGAGGUCGUCGGCAUGUGCUCGACUCACGGCACGCACGUGGCGGCCAUCGCGGCGGGCUACUUCCCGUCGGAGCCGGACCGCAACGGCGUGGCGCCGGGCGCCAAGCUGGUGUCGCUCACCAUCGGGGACAGCCGCCUCGGCUCCAUGGAGACCGGCACGGCGCUCGUGCGCGCCUGCAUCAAGGUCAUGGAGCUCUCCAAGCGCAUGCGCAUCGACGUCAUCAACAUGAGCUACGGCGAGCACGCGCACUGGUCCAACGCGGGGCGUAUCGGUGAUAUAAUCUGUGAGGUUGUGAACCGCUACAAUGUCUCAUGGGUGGUGUCGGCUGGAAACCACGGACCAGCCCUGUGCACUGUAGGAGCUCCGCCUGACAUAGCGCAGCCUAUAUUAAUUGGUGUGGGCGCGUACGUGUCCCCGGAGAUGAUGUCGGCGGCGUACUCCAUGCGCGCGCGCGUGUGCGGCGGCGCCUUCAGCUGGAGCUCGCGCGGGCCCGCGGCCGACGGCGCGCCUGGCCUGGCCGUCUGCGCGCCCGGCGGGGCCGUCGCCGCCGUCGCCAGAUUCACUUUGCGAAACUGUCAACUUAUGAACGGCACGUCCAUGGCAGCGCCUCAUGUAGCCGGAGCAGUAGCGGCCCUUAUCUCGGGUCUGAAGGCGAAGAAUCUCCCUUACUCGCCGUACUCGAUCAAGCGCGCCCUGGAGAACUCUGCCACGUACUUGUCUCACGUUGAGCCUUGGGCUCAAGGCUGUGGGCUGCUCAAUGUGGAGAAGGCGUUCGAGCUGCUGUCGACGCACUGGUCGGCGGCGGAGCGCGACGUGACGUUCAGCGUGUCGUGCGGGCCCGGCGCCGCCAAGGGCGUGCUGCUGCGGCCGCGGCCCGGCGACCCGCCGCGCGACCUCGGCCUCAGCGUCGAGCCGCGCUUCCUGCAGGACCACACCGACAUGCAGAACAAGUCGAUAAUUCCGAAGCAGAUCGCGUUCGGCGUGCGGCUGGCGCUGGGCUGCGACGCCGCCUGGCUGUCCGCGCCGCAACACCUCGACAUGAUGAACGCGGCCAGGCCCUUCACCAUCAGGGUCGACACCACCUCCCUGCCGCCCGGACCGCACUUCACUAGUAUAAACGCGUACGACGUGUCGUGCGUGGAGAAGGGCCCGGUGUUCCGCAUCCCGGUGACGGUCCUGCAGCCGCAGCCGCUGCAGCUGGCCGCGCCCGCGCCGCCCGCCAUCGUCGAGAAGAAGGUGCUCUUCAAGCCCGCCACCAUCGUCAGGCAUUUUGUUAUCGUACCACCUGAAGCCACGUGGGGAGUGUUAAAAAUCUCAACGGACGACAAGGAGAAGGCUGGCAGAUUCUUAGUGCAUACCAUGCAAUUGUUACCUAAACGAAGCUGCAGGUGUCACGAGACUCAGAAGAUGAUCAACGUGAAUGCUGAAGCACCUACAGUGCUGCCGUUCCAGUUAGUAGGCGGUGUAACUCUGGAGGUGGUGAUAGCAAAGUAUUGGGCGAACAUCGGCGACAUAUCGGUGGACUACAGCGUGGAGUUCCACGGGCUGAAGCCGGACUUUGGUUCGCGACUGACGCUGGGCGCGGGCGAGGCCGUGCGGCCCGUGCUGCUGGCCGCGCUGCGCCUGCAGGACGUGCAGCCCAGCGCCACGCUCAAGUACUCCGAGCCCGUCGUACGGCCUACAGAAACAAAACUUUCUCCGCUCACGGCGCGUGAUGUCAUCCCUCCCAGCCGGCAAAUUUAUCAACUAGUCAAUAUUUAUAACUUCCAUAUUGCCAAGGCUACAGAGGUUUCACCAAUAAUAUCGUUGCUUUGCGACAUGCUAUAUGAGUCGGAGUUCGAAUCGCAGAUGUGGAUGUUGUACAAUAGUUGUAAGCAGCUAAUGGCAGUUGGAGACGCAUAUCCUUCUAAGUAUUCUGUAAAACUGGAGAAAGGCGACUACAUACUAAGACUAAACAUUCGUCAUGAGAAUAAAGCUUUGCUAGAAAAGUUGCAAGAGUUGCCGGCCACUAUUCAGCAACGGUUGCAGCAACCGAUCACGCUGGACGUUUACUGCUCGCAACCAAUGGCAAUAACGGGAGGCAAAAAAUUCAGUUCGUGCUCCUUGUCAAAUGGACAAUUAUUACCAUUGUACUUCACAUCUGUACCCUCAGACAAGGUGUCCCGCUCGCUGGGGGCGGCGGGGCAGGCGCUGGCGGGCGGCGUGACGUUCGCCAAGGACGAGCUGGGCCGCAAGGUGGACACGUACGGCCUGCACGUGCUGCUGCCCGAGCCGCCCAAGCGCGCGCCCGCGCCCAAGGACAAGGCGCGCCCCAACGACGACUACAUGGACGCGCUCAAGGACUUCUGCACCGGCUGGCUCGCCAAGCUCGAGGGUGAUAAACUAGAACAAGUGUACGAAGAGUUAGUUGAAAAGUUCCCAGGAUACCUCGGCGCUCAUAUCGCGUACCUGCACGCACUAGACCCACCUACCGAUGCUAAGAAACUACCUCAUGCUAACGAAGAUCCUGAUGUAACGACGGCUUGGUGUGAACAACUUAUUACCAUAGCUGACAAGGUAAUAAAGGCUAUCGAUCAGGAGAAACUGCUCGCAUACCUCGGUAUGAAGAAUGAUACUCGAAGUGAUGCGAAUAAAAUAAAGCAGGAGCAGGACAAGGCGCGCUGGCAGGCGGUGGAGGCGCUGUCGCGGCGCGGCGCGGCGCUGUGCCGCCUGCGCGCGCUGGCGCACAGCGGCGCGGCGCGGGACAAGCUCACCGACGCGCUGCACAACAACAUGGCCGACCUGCUCAAGUUCGCAGACCUCACCGACGCCAAGGCGAUCCACUAUGGAGUAUGGCACUGCUUCAGCUUCAAACAAUGGGGCCGCGCCGUGAAGCUUCUGCUCAAGAUCCAAGAGGAGCGCCCCUCAAAGGAAGUGGAAGAGCGGCUCAUAGAAGCCUACCAGCAGCUGGGAUGGAACUUCUAUGCGAAGGCGGCGCAAUCCGCCCUGCCCAUCAAGUACCCCUCAACCUACAGACCGUUCUAGGUGACCUAACUAGUGUACCCAUAUAUAUGUACUGACAGGAAAUGUUCGCUGCUUACAUGUCGCGUCUACCUCACAUACGUACGUUUUGAUACCAAUGUAUUGACUGAUGAAGGUUUCCACUUCACUUUUAUAUAUGCCCAAUGUUCGUAUUAACAUUGUUACUGGUAGAUGUGUAAAUGCUUUUAGUUUCUUCAUAUCUGCUAGAUAGUUGGCCAUAGAUUUGCCAGAAAGUACCUGGCAUAAUUGUUGGCUAUUAAAAAUAUAUUUGCCUGUGCAUUUUGAAGCAAUUAUACAAAAGCCAAUAUCAAGUACAAGUUUGUACUUAGUGUUGUGAAGUAUACAUGUGAGUAAUAGAGCGGUAUUUAAUAUUAAUAUGAAUAUAUAAAAAGCACCUUCAACAUAUUCCUUCAGUACAUGUCAGCAAACACAAGUGCUUAGCUUGAAGUAUUCAAGUACGGUCUGCUUUCGCGAUGGUUCUGUACGUAUUCUCUAUGAAAUAUACUGUUGUUUUUAUCAAUGCCUUUAAUUGUAAUAGGAAGUAUUGUAAUCGAAGAAGUUUGUUGGAUAUAUGAAGUAGAAAUUAUCUCGUUCUAAUUGUGGUGACUAUUUAGCAAAUUAAUGUCAAAUCAAUUUCAUAAUUUGAGAAUUUUAAUUAGGUAUUUCUUACGUGGCUUUUAAACUAUUUGAAUAGUUAAAGAUUCGACACUGCAAGCGUUACUACAUUAUCAAGAGAAUCAACCUUAUCAUUAAAACGUCGUUACCUCAUAUUUGUCUUUAGGGCGGGGUCCGAGUAAUGUCAUGGAUUCACGGGUUUAUAAAACGUACUACCGGAAUGUUUAGGAAGAUAAAUAUAAAUAAUGUUAGGAGAUUAUUGUUUUAGUGAUCAAAGCUCGGCAGGGCUCGCGGCUUGCUUGCAUGCUAAACGUUGACGAGUUUGUGAGGACUAACGAAUCUUCUACAAGUUACUAGAAUACCUGUACACAUAGUUCUAGUUCUUAUAAUAAGUAUCAAUAUGUCAGGACUGUAUUUAAAUUUAAUGCAGCAUUUCUUCUACUCGUAAUUGAUUUACUGAAGUUUUGUGACAUAACUUUUGUCUUUAUGCAAUCCAGAUGCAUUUAGGCGUACAUCUGCAUUUAAAAAGAUGUAGAAGAUUCAUUAGUUUAACUGGAUGCUUUUAAUAGUCGAGCGUUGUAAAAAUAAGCCAUUUUGUAGUUUUAAUACAAAUUGUAAUUACAGGGUGCUCUUAUGUUGUGCUCAAAUAGUUCAAUGCUUCUACGUGGUCAUGUCAUUAUUAAAAUGUCAAGAAUAUUUGUUUAUUUUUAAUAUAUACAAGACAAUUAUGUGUAUUUUUUUUUACUUCGAGUUCAGUUCUAUUUUAUCAAGCUAUCGUUGGUGUUCUACACAGAGGUGAUAUUGUUUUUUUGUUUUAUUUUGCGUCUACUGCAUUUAAAAAGUAACCCUUAAAAAAAUUGUUGCCUUUGUUAACUGUUAGUGGAAGCAGAACCUUUUUCAUGUAAUUACGUUCAAUGCUUUUAAACGUGCAUUGAAAACUUUUAACUUAUUCAUAAAACGUAGUGGAUUUACUAUAUUGACAGUUUUUGAUACCCAGACUUGGUCGUGUACUGUAUCUCACUGCCAUAGAUUUAAGAAUUGUCCUUGUAUUAAGGCUAGGCGAGGUUAAGUUCGAUGUGGCAGCCAAUCAUUCUCUCACCUCUUAUUGCUUCUAUGUGUUAACUAUUCUAUUCAUACUAUUAUGUACAAUUAACGCCGAAGCAAAUUGAAGAUAAACAGAUUGGCUGCUGCACUCCAAAACAUAUAAGUACAUUAAGAUUUAACGCAAAAUACGACUCUUAUUAUAAUCUUUACCAUAACAUGAGACUACCACGACUGUAACAGAUAGACGUAAGAUAACAGUUCACGAAGCAAUAAUUAAUAAACGAAUUUUACUCUGA